AUGUUUGGCUUAAAGUUUCUGUCCACAGCAGCCACCUGGCUUGCAUUCUCCCUCUCCAUAGUUGAUGCCCGCAACUUCCAGAAUCCUCUCAAGAACCCCAAUGGAUCCGAUCCUUUCAUCGUCUAUACUGGUGGGUACUACCACCUUCUAACGACAACUUGGACGAAUAUCCAAGUCACCCGUGCUACCACCUUAGCUGGUCUCAAAACUGCCUCUCCAACUACAAUCUGGACCGACAGUACUGCCUCCCGCUCCGGUAACUUCUGGGCUCCAGAAGUCCAUUGGCUUGAUAAUAGAUGGUAUUUAUACUACACCGCUGGCACGCAAGAAUGCUGUGGCGGUCAGCGCAUGCAUGUCCUCGAAGGUGGAACCAACAUCCUUGAUAGAUAUACUUACAAACGGGCUCUCGAAUCUGGUAUCUGGGGAAUCGAUGGAUCGAUCCUUAGAUUCCCAGAUGCAUACUACCUCGUCUGGUCCCGCUUUUCACCAGCGGGGAGGCAGUCGAUGUAUAUUGCUAAAAUGAGUAAUCCGUAUACCAUUCAAACACCAUAUUUACUCUCGGAACCCACAAAUUCAUGGGAAAUUGUCGGAGGCGCGGUUAACGAAGGUCCUGCGGCUUUGUAUGGCGGUGGGAAGACUAUGAUUGUGUUUUCGGCUUCGUAUUGUUGGACGAGUAGUUAUCAACUUGGAUUGUUAACGUACAAGGGUAGUGGUGAUCCAUUGCAGGCGAGCAGUUGGACGAAGAAGGGGCCUGUAUUCCAGGGCGCUAAUGGGAAUUACGGAGCCGGACAUAAUGGAUUCUUCACAAGUCCUGAUGGCAAAGAAACCUGGAACGUCUAUCAUGCCACUGGUAACUCCAACGGCGCAUGUGAUGGUAACCGAUAUACCAUGGCUCAAAAGGUCAACUGGAAUUCUGAUGGCACACCGAACUUUGGGUCUCCGCCACCAUUGUCACAGACGAUUACGGGUCCUUCGGGAGAGCCAGCAUAA
This is a messenger RNA of Orbilia oligospora ATCC 24927, 990 nucleotides long. RefSeq lists its product as uncharacterized. The transcript has 2 exons. Gene Ontology annotation, biological process: carbohydrate metabolic process. Gene Ontology annotation, molecular function: hydrolase activity, hydrolyzing O-glycosyl compounds. The record is from RefSeq and is a predicted model, not a curated record. NCBI's taxonomy places the organism in Eukaryota, Fungi, Ascomycota, Orbiliomycetes, Orbiliales, Orbiliaceae. The coding region runs from base 1 to 990 and encodes 329 amino acids.